This is a messenger RNA of Cicer arietinum (chickpea), 1941 nucleotides long. RefSeq names its product F-box/LRR-repeat protein At4g14103-like. Lineage: Eukaryota; Viridiplantae; Streptophyta; Magnoliopsida; Fabales; Fabaceae. Gene Ontology annotation, molecular function: protein binding. The record is from RefSeq and is a predicted model, not a curated record.
UACUUUGAAAACAAAACGCUUGCUCGCUACCACCUCAUCUCCCUCUAAAAGCACAGUAUUUUCCCUCGAUGAAGAACUUUUUCCCUCGCACAAUUUGAACCCUAGUAGUAUUACACUCCCUACCCCCGCGUUCCAUUCCACUCAUACAAACAACAAAGCAAUUCUUGCUCCCAUGUUUAUAUCAUCACUGAUAUCAACUCACUCACCAGGUGUUUAUCUGAACAAUAUCUAAUUCAGUUGAUGAGAUGAUGAUUCCACCUAUGACAAAGAGAACAAGGCAUUGUAAUGAAGAGAAUGAAGAUAAAUUUAGUGAUUUACCUGAUUGUGUUCUGAUUCAUAUUUUAUCAUUUUUGAACACCAAAAACGCCGUUGGAACUUGCAUUUUGUCCACAAGAUGGAAACAUCUCUGGAAACGUAUUCCGACCCUUACAUUGCAUUGUUCAGACUUUUCAACUUUGAGGAGUUUUGACAAAUUUGUGUCUAGUAUUUUGUCUCUUCGCGAUGACUCGAUUGUGCUGCACAGUCUUGAUUUUGAUCGUAAUGGUAGUGUCGAGUCUCGCUUACUUAAAAAGGUUGCAAAUUAUGUAUUUUCCCAUAAUGUCAAGCUCCGUCGUUUAGGGAUUGAUGUCAAAGGUGAUAUUUGUCACAUCCUGCCUUGCAUUUCUUCAUGUCAGACUUUAACAUCACUUAAGCUAUCAGUUUCACCUAAGGGUCGUUAUAAUUAUGAGAAAACGUUAUUUCCUAAAUCUCUGAAUUUACCAAUGUUAACAUAUUUGCAUCUAGGAAAUUUUGCCUUUUGUGCUGGUGGGGAUGGCCCAAUUGAGCCAUUUUCAGCCUUUAACCGGUUGAAUGGUUUGGUUAUUGAUAAUUGUACUGUGAAGGACACUCAAAUUCUAUGCAUAUCAAGUGAGACGCUAGUCAGUUUAACUAUGCGCAAUCAUUCUUUCGACUUUUACAGAAUCGAACUAUCUGCUCCAAGUCUUUGUACAUUUGCUUUUAUCGGUACUCCUUAUCAGAUGCUCUGUGGAAGACAUCUUAACGCCAUUAAACAAGUCAACAUUGAUGCAGAAAUGUUGGCAAAUUACACAGAGCCUCCUAUGAUUCUACUCAGCUGGUUGAUUGAUCUUGCUAAUAUAAAAUCAUUGACAGUCUCUGCAAGUACUCUUCAGGUUCUCUCCUUAAUUCCUGAUUUUUUGAAGGAUAAGCUUUCUUUCUUGCGUAGCUUGAAGUCACUGAAAGUAAAGCUGAAACCACUUGCAUAUGGAUUAUCCAUGACACUGAAAACUGACAAGUUAGAAAAAGCAUUAAAAGCAGGAUCGGAACUGUCGUCACCCAUACCUGAUGGAAUAGUGGACUUUUUGCUUCAGAACUCGCCAUCGACAGAUGUUGACAUCGCAGAUUGCUCAAGGUUUGACGAUUCAUUCGACCAACUACCUCCGAUCUCAUCAUCCCUUUUUCCUCAAUUCCUUCAGCCUUCUUCUCAAGAGCAUGUUAUGGAUGACCUGCACCAACGGAUACAACAACUAAAGAAAGUGGUGCUGCUGACAAAACAGUAUCUUCAUCUAGCAAAGGAGGAGAUAACUCGGGAGAGGGAUGAGUUGUUGGCUCUCAAAGGGCAUAUGAUGAGGUUGUCAAAGACCCUUGAUGCCCUAGAGCAACAGAUGCACAUGGCCAUGAAUUUGUGGCAGUAGCGUCAAGAGAGUUAGUGAUAUUAUUAUGACAAUGGCUUGAUCCCUCCUCUCGACGUUUACACACAAUUUGAGAUGUAUACUUUAUUUGUUUUGAUCAUAUUAUAUUCGUCAGUGUUCAAAAAUUGGCUCGUACCAGUCAGUCCAACUGGGAACUGCUACACAAGCAAGCUGGUCUGGUUGAGGCAUUGCAACGGAUGUGCCACUGAUUUUGUAAUUACAUAAUCAAAAUUGAUUUUUUGUUUUAAUCAAA